AUGGCUGCGGAGCUGGCGCAGAUGAAGGCCCUUCUCCGGGCCCUCCACCCGAGUGUGGUGGAAACUGAAACAUCAGAUCCACCCGCGGCCGAGCAGUUCUCAGAGGAGGACGUUAUCUCGGUGACGGCAUCCGCCAACCUCUUCAUAGAGUACAGUGACGGGCGAGGCACCCAGGCUUCCAGGUCGGGUUCCCACCUCUCAGUCCAGAGUCAGUCAGAGGGUGGAGAGGAGAGCUCCAUCGGGUCUGUCAUGCGCAUGGCUUUGGCACGCCUUCAGCUAGAUAUACAGCAGCCCAAACCCCCACAGGUUAGUGCAUUCUUCAGGCGCACUCCCGUCCCCGCCACCCUCUCUGUCCCUCCCUCCGAAGAUUACCUGAGGGAGUUACAUGCAUGUUGGAGAGACACCCGUGCUCAUUCCCGGCCUUCAACCGAGGGACAAACCCUGGCGUCCAUGCAGGAUGCGGCCAAGUAUGGUCUUGAGCGCAUGCCAGCCAUUGAGCGAACUAUUGCGUCCCUCAUAGUUUCCCCGGAGGAGACUCUAAGACCGGAGGCCAGGUGCCCUCGGCCCCAGUGUCGGGCCACGGACGAACUGCUUUCCCAGGCCUACAACACGGCAGCCCGCAUAGGCCGUAUCGGUAAGUCCCUCUCCCAUCUCAUGCUUGCCCUCUCGGCGUCUCUACAGCAGGAUACUCCCGACGCCUCCUCUAUCAGCCUCAGUGAUGCGUCACUACAGGCGUUUGGCCUCAUGUCAAGGGAGCUCGGGCGCUUGAUGUCCACCCUGUCGAGCCCGGAGAGAUGUUCGGCUCGGCCGCGCUACAGGCGCUUCAGCGAACUGUGCAAGCCAGUCAGACCAGGCAGCAGUUCGCUGAUCUUCGCCGUGCCAUGCCCCCACCCCGACGGGCGUCCAGGGACCCCACGGCGGCCCCCAGAGACCAUUUGCAGCCCCGCGCUCGCCUUAAUAGUCAGCGCAGGCCUCAACACUCCGCUGAGAGGCCAACCCACUCACAACGUGAGGUUUCCGGCAGACUCCCCGGACGGUUUCCAAACCCGGGGAUUAACAGCCGCCCCUCCACAGCCACUAGAGGCAGGGGGGGCAGGAGAUGAAGUCUCCAGGCCGGCCGUUGGUUGUUUCUCCCAGCAGCAGAUCCGCUACUGGGCAGCUCAUGCCCCAGAACCAUGGGUGGUGUCCACCCUAACUCAGGGCUAAAGGCUCCAAUUCCGACGCCGGCCCCCAACCUCCGGCCGGGUCAGGGUAACUACCAUCGCCGACCCGGCAAAAGCCUUAGCCUUGAGCCAGGAACUUGCCAAACUCCUGGCCAAAGGCGCAAUCGAGGCGGUGGACCCCCUGUUACAGCCCAGGGGUUUUUAUUCAACCUACUUCCUCGUGAGGAAGAAAGAGGGUGGACUCCGCCCAAUCCUAGAUCUGAGGGGACUCAACAAGUUCCUGAAGGUCUUGCCAUUCCACAUGCUCAGCACGGCAGACGUCCUUCGUACCAUCUCCAGAGGGGACUGGUUCACGUUGGUCGACUUGAAGGAUGCCUAUUUUCAUGUCCCCAUUGUGCCUCAUCACAGACAGUUCCUUCGUUUCGCCUUUCAAGGCCGUUGUUUUCAGUUCAGGGUGCUUCCAUUCGGACUCUCCCUUUCCCCACGGGUGUUCACAAGAUGUGUUGCGGCUGCCCUUUCCCCCCUACAGUUGCAGGGCAUGAGGGUAAUGCCGUAUUUGGACGAUUGGCUGAUCUGUGCACCAUCCCAGCCUCAGGCUGCAGAAGACACCACCCGCCUUCUCUCCCAUGUGGCCCUAUUGGGCCUCAGGCCCGUCAAAUCACGCCGGCGUGUCGACGACAUCCUCCGCAACCUGCCCCUCUUCCGAGGGGGCAGGCGGUUGCCCUACAUUCUCUUCCUUCGCCUGGUGGGCAAAUUGACAGCCGCCUCAGCUGUCAUUCCCUUGGGCUUGCUAUCACUGUGCCCUCUGCAGAGAUGGCUGAACAGCCUCCAUUUGGAGGUCACAUGCCACAGGCACAGGAGAGUAGAGGUAUCACAGCGGUGCCUUCGAGCCCUAUCACCAUGGAGGGAGAGGGCGUACCUGUCGGGGGGUGUCCCCAUGGGUAUGGUCCCGUCCCGGCGAGAGGUCGUCACAACAGACGCCUCCCUCUCAGGGUGGGGCGCGGUGUGGCAGAACAGGACUGCUCAGGGGCAGUGAUCCGCUCAGGACCACACCGAGCAUAUCAAUGUCCUGGAGCUGUGGGCUGUGCACCUAGCACUCAAGCAGUUCCUGCCAUUCCUGGCUGGGAAACACGUACUCGUUCGGUCGGACAAUACCCCGACCGUUUUCCACAUAAACCAUCAGGGUGGCACCAGGUCGGCAAAGCUGCUACACGCGGCUUGCGCCCUUCUGACUUGGGCAGCCCCUCGCCUGACCAGCCUUCGGGCGAUGUAUAUUCCAGGGAAACAGAACCAGGUUGCAGAUUCCCUCUCCCGCCACAGACCCCCACCGGGGGAGUGGCGGCUCCACCCAGAAGUGGUGCAGAGCAUCUGGGGUCUCUUCGGCAGGGCGAGGGUAGAUCUCUUUGCCUCAGAGACGUCAACCCACUGCUCCCACUGGUUCUCCCUGAGGGAGAGGACCAGCCCUCUGGGGCAAGAUGCCCUGGCGCACACAUGGCCGGGGGGCCUUCUUUAUGCUUUCCCCCCAAUUCCCCUGAUCUUGCCAACACUUCUCAGGGUACUUCAACAGGGCCACAGUCUCCUACUGGUGGCCCCACGGUGGCCAGCCAGGACUUGGUUCCCCCUACUGCACAGACUCUGCUCCGGGACGCCAUGGUGCCUCCCGGACAGGAGGGAUCUCCUGGGAUCUCCGACCAGCUGCUGA
Messenger RNA from Pseudoliparis swirei, 2865 nucleotides. RefSeq lists its product as uncharacterized. NCBI's taxonomy places the organism in Eukaryota, Metazoa, Chordata, Actinopteri, Perciformes, Liparidae. The transcript has 3 exons. Gene Ontology annotation, molecular function: nucleic acid binding. The record is from RefSeq and is a predicted model, not a curated record.